AUGUCCAACUACUUUAUUCCUGACCUCGUUAGGUAUGAUUGCCCUGUUCUUUUUGUUGGAAUCAAUCCCAGCGACAAGGCGCCCUUCCGAACAAAGAAUCACUUUUUUGGGGGCCGCGGCAAUUGCUUUUGGACAUGCUUCUCAAAUUCAGACCGGUACCUCAACCGUCAAAAAGGCUUGCUUCGAGAACAGUAUGAUGCCACCGCUGACAAGACAGUCUUUGACCGUUACAACGUGGGGUUCGUCAACCUUGUUCCCAGACCGACGACCACGUCCAAGCAACUUGAAGCGGACGAAAUCGCCGAAGGUGUUCGCCACACCACCAAUAAAAUCAAACGAUUCCGGCCAAAAGUCGUAUGCUGUGUUGGGAAAAUCGUUUUCCAACACCUAUUCAACCAAAACCCGGCCAUUGGCCCGCAAGACGUUGUCCUGCCCUGGGACAACGGAGCUGGAGCAUCCAAAGUUUUUGUGAUGCCCAGCACAAGCAAACUGGGGGCCACCUAUUCUUUAGAAUUCAAGCAACAGUGA
Molecule: messenger RNA, 528 nt
Organism: Radiomyces spectabilis
Lineage: Eukaryota; Fungi; Mucoromycota; Mucoromycetes; Mucorales; Radiomycetaceae
Product: uracil-DNA glycosylase-like protein
Exons: 2
Coding region: 1-528 (175 amino acids)
Biological process (GO): base-excision repair, AP site formation
Molecular function (GO): mismatch base pair DNA N-glycosylase activity
Source: RefSeq, a predicted model, not a curated record